Trichomycterus rosablanca is the source of this 1112-nucleotide messenger RNA. It is a transcript of the gene cabcoco1, whose product is annotated as ciliary associated calcium binding coiled-coil 1. The transcript has 9 exons. The record is from RefSeq and is a predicted model, not a curated record. Lineage: Eukaryota; Metazoa; Chordata; Actinopteri; Siluriformes; Trichomycteridae. The coding region runs from base 153 to 965 and encodes 270 amino acids.
ACAUGUCUGGACGAGAGAGAGCUCGACAGAGCGCUAAGUCUCCCGAAAACUUAAAAAAUACCACUGAGGAGAAGGAUUCUAGUUUAAAUGUGAAAAGAAGUGGUUGGCUACUACACGUGUUGAAGAUGCCAGGGUAGAACAAAGCAGCUGAGAUGUUUCUUCAAUGGCCACCGCUAUCACCCGAAAAUAUGAACAGACUGAUGGAGCUCUCCGUGGAAGAGGUUCAGCUUAGAUUCGAGGAAAUACUCGGCCUGAAAAAGACCCAGACGUGUGUGUCGGAGGCUGCGCUGCUGGACUACUUCGUUGCAGGAUUUUGGUGGGCCAAAGAGAUGAACUUCACUAGCCAGCAGAUCUCGUUCAUCAUGGCGCUCUUACAGCUCUUAUGUGACAACAUCGGCGACAAACACAUGCAGUUUGCUGACAAUUUUAAGGAGUUUACCCAGACGCUGCUCACCACCAGACGCUCAGCGACAGAAGCAGACGAUGAUUUUAAUCCACUGUUUGAUUCGAAUCAAAUCAAAUCCAUUACGGAUUAUUUCAAAAGCAGUCUUUUUCAGCACUACAGAUUGUUUGAGGUCCUCUUCACUCACCCAAGAGAUGAGAUGCUUCACAGAAUGGAGAGAAACGUCGAGGUCGUUGAUCCUGCCGACUUCGCCGCUCCGCUCGAGGAGGGGAUGCCAUCCGAUUUGUUCCUUCGAUACGUGGCCCCGGCUCCUGCGACGCCGCCCGGUCAGGAUCAGGGGCCCGAGAAAUCCGUGGAGAAGACUGUGGACGAGCCCGGUGAAAGCGAACAAGCAGAGACGCCGGAGAACCUGGAUUUUAGUGUCGAAGAUGUGCGAGAGGUGCUGGAGGAAGUGGUCACAGAGAUGCUGGCAAAGCUGCAGGCAGAUUUUACAAAGAAGCUGCAGAUUCAAGAGGAGAACUACACCGCCCAGAUCCAGAACCUCAAGAAAAAGAGCAAAUAAUUCCUGCCUAAGAACCUUUACACUAAUUCUAAUAAAUGAUAAUAAUUAUAAUAAUAAUGAUGAUUUAAAAUCAGGGAAUUGCUUGCCCGGCCCUAUCCAGUCUCCUCACUUCCUUCUGAAUCCUAUUAAACAUUUAUUACAACUUUA